AUGGGUAUCGACCUCGACAGGCACCACGUCCGAUCGAGCCAUCGCAAGGCCCCCAAGAGCGACAAUGCCUACUUGAAGCUUCUCGUCAAGCUUUACCGCUUCUUAGCGAGGAGGACCGAUAGCAAGUUCAAUGCCGUCGUUCUGAGGCGUCUCUGCAUGUCCCGCAUCAAUCGCCCGCCGAUGUCGCUCUCGAGAAUCAUCCAGACCGCCGCCAACGAGCACGCCGCGAAGACACACGAGGGAAAGACGAUCGUUGUGAUCGGUAGCAUUACGGACGACGUACGGCUGCUCGAAGUGCCCAAGCUCAGCAUCGCUGCCAUGCGCUUCACCGCAACCGCACGCGCUCGCAUCGUCAAGGCCGGAGGCGAGUGCCUGACCCUUGACGAGCUCGCACUGAGGGCUCCUACUGGUGCCAACACCCUUCUGCUCCGGGGACCCAAGAACGCUCGCGAGGCUGUUAAGCACUUCGGUUUCGGACCUCACUCACACAAGAAACCAUAUGUGGAGAGCAAGGGCAGGAAGUUCGAGAAGGCUCGUGGCCGCAGACGGUCCAAGGGUUUCAAGGUGUAA
Molecule: messenger RNA, 570 nt
Organism: Coniosporium apollinis CBS 100218
Lineage: Eukaryota; Fungi; Ascomycota; Dothideomycetes
Product: 60S ribosomal protein L18-B
Exons: 8
Coding region: 1-570 (189 amino acids)
Biological process (GO): translation
Cellular component (GO): cytosolic large ribosomal subunit; ribosome
Molecular function (GO): RNA binding; structural constituent of ribosome
Source: RefSeq, a predicted model, not a curated record